Messenger RNA from Symbiodinium sp. CCMP2592, 960 nucleotides. The record is from the annotation of a GenBank genome assembly. NCBI's taxonomy places the organism in Eukaryota, Dinophyceae, Suessiales, Symbiodiniaceae.
AUGUGGAUUGGAGGCAGGAAAGGACGGAUAGGUCUGCAGGGAGGCAGUCCCGGAAAUGUUCGCGCACACUCCGGAGAUCUGCCAAUCGCCCCCGAGUCCCUUGGAGCAGGGCCUGGGCGGAAGAAUCUCUACGCAAUGCUGCUGAAGGGAGCCGGCGAAGGUGUCGCGGGCGCCCAUUUGGAAGUGAAGCCUGGGGCUUGGAAGAGCGCCUCCAACUUCGUCGGCGCACAGAGCGCAGGAGUCCAGCCUCCGCGUGCACCGCCUCCGGACUUCCCGCCCUGGGUGCACAUCGACUCGCAUCUUUGCUACAAGGCUUCGUCCGGAAAAACCUUGGAGGUCAUCGUGAAAGAUAUCUCGGUGGAGAAGGGCAGCGUGAAGAUCGUGUUUGCGGACAACGAAAAGAUUUGGAAGACCAUCCCGAUCAGCACCAUCACCAGUAAGGAGAAUCCUUUGCUUGGCCAGUGGGGUGCCGAGCGCGACCGGCUGGCCGUCGCAGACUACUUCGAACUGGUGAGUUUGAUGGUGGACCGUGAAAACAGUGUAUUUGCAGCCGACAGGGCCAACAGUAGGACGAGAACCAGCGGAUCUUACACAGGGCACUGCAUCGAGACCUUGGAUGACUGGAUGGACCCUGGAGUUCCCGAGUUUCUUUGGUUCUCAGAGGGACAGUGGAAGGUCGAGCCGCUUCGAGACUUGGGAGGGCUGCGCGCGCAGUGGGCGGUGCUAAAAUGGAGGCACAGAGAUGGCGAAGCAGGCACAGGCAAGCGCUUUACCAGAGAAGAAGAGGAGAUUGAACAGGUCCGUCGCCGCUGCUUGCGCUUUGCCCUGCCCCUGGCACUGCUUACGGUGCUGGGGCUGGCCAGGAGCUAUGCUGCCAUCCAAGGCCGGGAUGCAAGGGUCGGCGGGACGUUUAAGGUGCCGUUUCGUGGAGGGUUGGCACACUGUUUGUCACACACAUAA